CGUCGCUGCUGUUGGUUGUCAGUGUACAGACAUGGCUGUUUUUAGUAAAAUACCACACAACUGCUACGAGAUAGGUCACACCUGGAACCCGUCGUGUGCGCAGUCUGCUGUGGAUGUAACCAGGGGUGCUCUGGAGGUCUCCUUCAAAAUCUACGCCCCUCUUUACCUGAUAGCAGCUGUUCUAAGGAGAAAGAAGAAGGACUACUAUCUAAAAAGGCUUCUUCCAGAGAUCCUAUGGUCUACCUCUUUCCUCACUGCCAAUGGAGGUCUCUACAUUGUUUUCUUCUGCAUCCUCAGGAAACUGUUUGGAGGGUUCUACUCCUGGUCUGCCGGGUUUGGCUCGGCACUUCCUGCCUCCUAUAUUGCCAUCCUCCUGGAGCGCAAGAGCCGGAGAGGGCUGCUGACAAUAUACAUGACAAAUCUUGCCACUGAGACUUUGUUCCGCAUGGCUGUGACACGAGGCAUCGUCAAACCCAUCAAACAUGGCGAGGUGCUGUUGUUCUGCAUAACAGCAUCACUCUUCAUGUUCUUCUUCAGGAAUAAAGAUGGUCUCAAAGGCUUUGCAUUCUCUGCAUUAAAGUUCAUCAUUGGAAAAGAAGAGAUUCCAACUCACUCUGGCCCGGCAGAACAUGUCUGCACGAGGUCUCUUGAGAGGACAGCAGCUACAGAGACUGAGGGUUCACAGGCGCCAGCAGAAAGGCCGAGCUCCAGGAGGAAAACUCUGCUAGCCUACACCAGGGAACUGCUGGAAUCAAUAUGCAAACAUGGUCCAAGACACAGAUGUUGUAAACAUUACCAAGACAACUGCAUUUCAUACUGUGUUAAAGGUUUUGUCAGGAUGUUCAGUGUUGGCUACCUGAUUCAGUGUUGUCUAAAAGUGCCCUCAGCAUUCAGGCAGAUGUUCUCCAAACCUUCACGGCUCCCCUCCCUGUUCUACAACAAAGAGAACUUCCAGCUAGGGGCAUUUCUAGGGUCUUUCGUCAGUAUCUACAAGGGAACAAGCUGCUUGCUGCGCUGGGUGCGUAACAUUGAUGAUGAACUCCAUGCACUGAUAGCUGGCUUCCUGGCUGGGAUUUCAAUGUUCUUCUACAAAAGCACGACAAUAUCCAUGUAUCUCUUCUCUAAGCUGGUGGAGACCAUGUACUUCAAGGGCAUUGAGGCUGGCCAGUUUCCAUACUUUCCUCAUGCAGACACAGUCCUGUAUGCCAUCUCCACUGCUAUCUGUUUCCAAGCUGCUGUGAUGGAAGUGCAGAACCUCAGGCCUUCAUACUGGAAGUUCCUGCUGCGGUUAACUAAGGGCAGGUUUGCUCUGAUGAACCGACAGUUGCUAGAUGUGUUUGGAACUCAGGCCUCCAGGGACUUUAAAGGCUUUGUACCCAAACUGGACCCUCGUUACACUACUGAGCUUCCACCAGGAGCCGACAUCCAACUCGGAUGACUUGGGGACCAGGCUCUGGGGGCUUUAGGGUUACCUCAACAGGAAGUGGACAGUUUGUCUGUUCUUAAGGAUUUUUUAAAUGGGGUUCAGAAGUGGUGAGGUUGUUUUAUGACCUGGGAUAUGCUUUGAAGGAUGUAAAAGCCUAAGAUCUGUCCAAAGCAGGGUGUCAUGAGUGUUUCACAAGCACAUUUACUGAUUGGGAUUGUGUGUAUACAGGUAACUGGUGAAAUACUAAAUGAAACACAUAAUUUUGUUAAACUGACAAGGAUACUAAAAUUGACAAGUAUUUUAAAGUCCUAAUGAAACUCUUAAUCGCACAAGACAAAUAAGAAGAAAAAGAAAGCCACCUAAAUUAUUCAUUUAUACUUUUGUCAAGAUGUCAGUUUGCAUUUGGCAUGAUCAUGUUAACCUGCUCUACAAGGUAUCGAUAGCAGCAUUAAGUAUAUAUGGUCAGUUCACUGACAAAAAAAUAAGAGAAACAGAAUUUGUUUUAUUGGAAAAUAAAACUGACUCCACUUAGGAUGCAAGAUCAUUCAUUUUAUCCUUUAAUCAAAAUGUUUCUCCUUUUUGCAAGUUACCUGUAAAUUGGUACUGACUGAACUCAGUUUGAUUAUUUGGAUGGCUACUUUCUCAUCAGAGGUGAAACUCGGUAAUCUUUAUGGAGCAGGCAUCUGAUUUGAUACAUGAUUUCAAGGAGAAAGAAUGUCUGAAAGUGCACUUUUUCAAGAUAGUGGGUGCAGCUGAUGAGAUAUAAUCAAUUAUGUAGCCUUAUCAAAUAUUUUAUUGUGUAGUCGACAAUGGGAGAUGUAUUUAGAUUGUGUUCUAUAAUGUGAAACACAGAGGCAGAAAGUCACCUCAUUUAACCGGUCACAUUAAUUUUUCCCCCAUAACUUAAUUGAUUUUUUUUUUUUUUUUCAAAUUUAGUUGAGCAUUUUUUUUUUAACUCACAUUGGGGUUUUUUAUUUAUUUAUUUUUUACUGCACUUGAAAGUAGGUAUUUGAAUUGAGUGGGUCACCUUUAAAGAUACUUAAUGGGGUAAAAGAAAGCACGAAGGACCAAUUUGGAAGUUAAUUUUGGGUACAAAAAUGUUUGGAGAGAAAAUCUGUUUUAAGAGGUUUUACUGUGAUUACAUCUCAUUAACUGGAAAAAAUAUUGGUAAUUUCAACCUGAACACAUAAAUUGAAAGUAAAUACAGCUAAGGAAAUGUAGUAAAUCCAUGGUUUACUGAUAAACCGUAUUGAGAUUACCACCACCAGGUUAUUGGUUGAAAUCAUGUUAAGGUGGGAAAUCAGAACAUGUUUACACUAUAUGCAGAGCACUGACCUGAUUACUUUAAAACCUGUAUUUACAAUUUGCAGGUUGUUAGUAAUCACAUUUCUCCUGUAGCGCAUUUUCAAAAAGAGAUUGGUUUAAUUUAAGUAUAUAAAAGUUAAUGUUAUAUAAGAAAUAUGUUGUCAAAUAUUUGGCUACAGCCGGAAGAGAUUAUUUGAUCCCCAGGACUCUGAACUUUGCAAACUAUUUCAUUUAGACUACUUUAUUUUUGUUUCAGAUAUAGUUUAACUUUGGAUUUAAUUAUUUUGGUUACAUGGACGUACAGCUACAAAUAAUGAUUUUUCUAUUACGCCCACUGCCCUGCUGUGACAAUGAAACGUUCCCUGGCACUUCUACACAUAUUUGGCACAUGGUUGAAAUCGGAUACUUGGUGUCUCUUCCACCUCUGUUUUACAGUAAAAUCCAGAUGUUCUCUACAAUUAAUGCAAAAAUUGUUUAGGACUGUUAGGAUAAACUUGUAAAAUGCAAAUGCAGUGGAAACAAGAUGUGCAGAUCCAUAUAAUUCUGAAAAAGUUCUGAACCACAAAAUAUGUAGUCCACUCAAAUUUAAAAAAGUCAUUGCUUCAGUUAGCCUGAGCCAUCAUUUUCAUUUUGUUCUGUGGAGGUGUUUAUGUUAGAAAUUACUUCACUGAUUAAUAUUUACUAAUAUAGGCCAAACCCAAACACAGUUUGAAUUAAAUAUUGUUGUGCUUUCACAAGCCCAUAGAAUAUCAAGAAAAUGGUGUUAGCUGUUUGCAUUUUAAUUAUUACUUACUGGCAAUUCCAAGGUGAACCCCAUUGUUUAAAAUCCACAUUGAUUGAAACAUUGUUUACUGAGAAACUUGGUGCCACAUCAAAGCGUUUUCCUGAUCAAGGUUUCUGUGAAUAAAAAGCGCACAGCUCAAUAUGCUUUUGUUUUUGAUUUGUGUUGCUGAGAGAUAAGGAUGUCUGCCAGAAAGAUAAUUUGAGUUUUAAACCUGUUUUCUGAAAAGCGUGAACAUCUUUUACUAAGUGAUAGAGAGUCACAGUUCCUGAAUUAAUGGGGACUGUGGGUAUAUCUGUGGUUCAUGUAAUAUUUCAGUGCCCAGCUUAAGUAACACAGUUGCAUCUUCAGUUUUUCAAGUGGACCAUUCGUGACAGCUUCAUUCCAGAUGUGAAAUGAUUACAUAUACUUAGACUGUAAAAUUGUUACGUUGUCUUGUACUAGUCUCAUAUUUCUGGCAGUUAUUUGAACUGUCAAGUUUGUUUACUUCCAGUUUGAAUUCAGUUGUUCAGCCCAGCUUUAGACACAUCUGACCUCCAUACCAGAAGCCAUGAUUGUAAAAAAUACAGUGCAAAUUUCAUGUCUAGACUAAAGUAGAAGUGUUUUAAAAAAGUGAAAUAUUUACUAAAUCUAUCAUAGAAUUACAAUACAACUGUAUUUGACCUAUUUAAAAAGGGUGUAUAUUAAAAUAUUUUUGGAUUCCAA
Molecule: messenger RNA, 4217 nt
Organism: Toxotes jaculatrix (banded archerfish)
Lineage: Eukaryota; Metazoa; Chordata; Actinopteri; Toxotidae
Gene: tmem135
Product: transmembrane protein 135
Exons: 15
Coding region: 32-1438 (468 amino acids)
Source: RefSeq, a predicted model, not a curated record